CAAUCUCCUAAAAAUCUCUGUGAAACAACACUCGUAGAAUAUCCCCAAUUCCCCACCCCUCUGUUUUCUAUCUCAUCUCUCUCUGUUUGUUGGGAGGUUUGCAGGAUAGGGCCCUCUGCCCUCCUUUUACCUAUCUCUCUCCUCAUUCCUCAUCCUCUUCUCUGUGGUGUCAAAUUCUCGAAUUUUCAUAUACCCAGAGAAAAGUUUUUUUUUUUUAAAAAAUCAAAUCUUUAGCCGACAUAUUUGAAACCCUAGACCAUAAAAUUCCCAAUCUGUUCCUAGACCCUUUUCUCUCAGAUCUUAUCGGGAGGAUUACAAUUCGAAGAAAGCUUGGAGCUUUUAUCGAUAUUGGGGUAUGCUCAAUUUUCAAUAUCGGAAGCUCCGGUUAAGUUGUUUAUCUCUAUUUUGCUGCUGUUGCUGUUGUUAGUGUUAGUUGUAAUUAAUUAGCAAUUGAAAUGUCGCUUCUUCCCAAUAGUGAUUCAAUACACAUUAGAGAGGUUUGGGAUGACAAUCUCGAUGAAGAAUUUGGUCUAAUUUGUGAUAUAGUGGAUGAUUACCCUUUUGUGGCUAUGGAUACUGAGUUUCCUGGAAUUGUUCUUCGCCCUAUUGGUUGUUUUAAGAGUAGCUCUGAUUUUCAUUAUAGAACUCUCAAGGAUAAUGUCGACAUGUUGAAAUUGAUUCAAUUAGGCCUUACCUUUUCUGAUGAACUAGGAAACUUACCCACAUGUGGUACUGAUAAAUUUUGCAUUUGGCAAUUCAAUUUCCGCGAAUUUAACAUCAAUGAGGAUGUUUUUGCCAAUGAUUCUAUUGAGCUUCUUUGCCAAAGUGGGAUCGAUUUUAAGAAAAAUAAUGAGAAGGGCAUUGAUGCCAAGAGGUUUGGGGAGCUUUUAAUGUCGUCAGGGGUUGUUUUGAACUAUAAUGUUCAUUGGGUUACUUUCCAUAGCGGCUAUGAUUUUGGUUACCUGCUUAAGCUCUUGACAUGUCGCAACCUUCCUGAGACGCAACAGGAGUUUUUUGAGAUGAUCAAGACGUAUUUUCCUACUGUUUAUGAUAUUAAACACUUGAUGAAGUUCUGUAAUAGCUUACAUGGCGGAUUGAACAAGCUCGCAGAGUUGUUGGAAGUCGAGAGGGUUGGUAUCUGUCACCAGGCUGGUUCAGAUAGUUUGCUUACAUCCUGUACAUUCAGGAAGUUGAAGGAGAGUUUCUUCAGUGGAUCCAUGGAGAAAUAUGCUGGUGUUUUGUAUGGACUAGGUUUUGAUAAUGGACAAACUGUUCACUGAGGCGAGGGAUAGCAACAAACGUAUUAUCAAACUUUAAAUCAAAACAACCAUGUAAAAACUGUUUUCAGAUUUUUUCCAUUCUGUCUACACUUUUGGUGAUUCAGUUUUAUAAUGAAUUUAGAUUGUUAGAAAUA
This is a messenger RNA of Spinacia oleracea (spinach), 1414 nucleotides long. RefSeq names its product probable CCR4-associated factor 1 homolog 7. The record is from RefSeq and is a predicted model, not a curated record. Bases 456 to 1280 code for a protein of 274 amino acids. Gene Ontology annotation, molecular function: nucleic acid binding; poly(A)-specific ribonuclease activity. Lineage: Eukaryota; Viridiplantae; Streptophyta; Magnoliopsida; Caryophyllales; Amaranthaceae. The transcript has 2 exons. Gene Ontology annotation, cellular component: CCR4-NOT complex.